This is a messenger RNA of Vanderwaltozyma polyspora DSM 70294, 1050 nucleotides long. RefSeq names its product phosphatidylinositol transporter (gene PDR17). Gene Ontology annotation, molecular function: phosphatidylinositol transfer activity. The record is from RefSeq and is a predicted model, not a curated record. NCBI's taxonomy places the organism in Eukaryota, Fungi, Ascomycota, Saccharomycetes, Saccharomycetales, Saccharomycetaceae. The coding region runs from base 1 to 1050 and encodes 349 amino acids. The transcript has a single exon.
AUGGGUUUAUUUAGUAGGAAACAACGAGAUCAGUCGCCAGUAUCUGCAUCUUCGAAAGCAGAUCUGAUUCCUAUUGAUCAGGUUAUUGUUGAGCCUCCAGAGCAGUAUGGUAAGGCAUCUCCGAUUGGUAAUAUUAGUGAGGCUCAGUAUGGUGUUUAUAGAAAAGUAUUAGAACAUUUCCAAGAUGACGAGUUUGAAUUGCCAUUGAGUACUAAGGAUAAGGUGAAUCGUCGAUGUUUGAGUUCAUGGGAAAAGUUUUGGUUGACUAGGGAAUGUAUUUUAAGAUUUUUACGAGCUGCCAAAUGGGAUCGUGAAAAUACUAUUAAAAAUUUAGAAGAGACUAUGUCUUGGAGAAGAGAGGUUGGGAUCACUUAUGAGAAUGAUGAGGAUCCAUUGACUGGUGCCAAGGUUGCCAUUGAGAAUGAAACUGGGAAGGAGGUUCUGUUGGGGUUUGAUAGAAAUAGGAGACCUAUUUUCUAUAUGAAAAAUGGUAGACAGAAUACAGAACCUUCGUUCAGACAGGUUCAGCAAUUGAUAUACAUGAUGGAAGCAGCAGUGACAUUGACUCCCCAAGGUGUAGAGAAAUUGACCGUAUUGAUCGAUUUGAAAGGUUACAAAGAACCAGGAAUCAUCUCUGAUAAAUCACCACCUUUAUCAAUCACUAAGUUGUGUUUAAAAGUAAUGCAAGAUUAUUUCCCUGAAAGAUUAGGUAAAUGUCUAUUGACCAACAUUCCAUGGUAUGCUUGGGCUUUUUUAAAAAUGGUAUAUCCAUUCUUAGAUCCAAAUACAAGGGAGAAAACUAUCUUUGACGAACCAUUCGAUAAGCAUAUCGAACCUUCUCAAUUAGAGGCAUUGUACAACGGUAGAUUGGAUUUCAAAUACAAUCAUAAAGUGUACUGGCCUGAUUUGGUGGAGAAAGUGGAAUCUAUUCGCCAAAGACAAUACGAUAGAUUCGUAAAAUUUGGUGGUAACAUUGGUUUAAGCGAAUACGAUUUAAAAGGCUCUCACGAUGAACUCAUCUACGAAGUAGAUUAUGUCAACAUAGAAUAA